Messenger RNA from Loxodonta africana (African savanna elephant), 4033 nucleotides. It is a transcript of the gene ZFYVE28, whose product is annotated as zinc finger FYVE-type containing 28. The transcript has 13 exons. Gene Ontology annotation, molecular function: metal ion binding. Gene Ontology annotation, cellular component: early endosome membrane. Gene Ontology annotation, biological process: negative regulation of epidermal growth factor-activated receptor activity. The record is from RefSeq and is a predicted model, not a curated record. Lineage: Eukaryota; Metazoa; Chordata; Mammalia; Proboscidea; Elephantidae. The coding region runs from base 49 to 2787 and encodes 912 amino acids.
CCGCCGCCUGGGGAGGGCGCCCGCAGCCGGGCCGGGGCCAGCGCGGCGAUGAUGCACCGGUUCCGAAAGUGGCUGUACAAACCCAAGAGGUCAGACCCGCAGCUGCUUGCCCAGUUCUACUACGCAGACGAGGAGUUGAACCAGGUGGCGGCAGAGCUGGACAGCCUGGACGGGCGGAAGGAACCGCAGAGGUGCACCCUGCUGGUCAGCCAGUUCCGCUCCUGCCAGGACAACGUGCUGAAUAUCAUUAACCAGAUUAUGGAUGAGUGCAUCCCCCAGGAUCGUGCCCCGAGGGACUUCUGCGUCAAGUUCCCCGAGGAGAUCCGGCAUGACAACCUGGCCGGCCAGCUGUGGUUCGGAGCCGAGUGCCUGGCCGCUGGCUCCAUCAUCAUGAAUCGUGAGCUGGAGAGCAUGGCCAUGAGGCCGCUGGCCAAGGAGCUGACCCGCAGCCUGGAGGACGUGCGGAGCACCCUGCGUGACCAGGCGCUGCGUGACCUCAAUGCCUACACGGAGAAGAUGCAGGAGGCGCUGCGCCACUUCGACGUCCUGUUCGCGGAGUUCGAGCUGAGCUAUGUCUCAGCCAUGGUGCCCGUGAAGUCCCCUCGGGAGUACUACAUGCAGCAAGAGGUCAUUGUCCUGUUCUGUGAGACGGUGGAGAGAGCCCUGGACUUUGGGUACCUCACCCAGGACAUGAUUGACGACUAUGAGCCGGCCCUCAUGUUCACCAUACCCAGGUUGGCCAUCGUGUGUGGCCUCGUGGUGUACGCAGACGGACCGCUGAACCUGGACCGCAAGGCGGAGGACAUGUCUGAGCUGUUCCGGCCCUUCCAUACGCUGCUGCGGAAAAUAAGGGACUUGCUGCAGACCCUCACGGACGAGGAGCUGCACACUCUGGAGCGGAACCUCUGUAUCUCCCAGGACGUGGAGUUCCCCAUCCGAGCAGAUGCCCAGGUGCCCACCACCCUGGCCCCCGCCUUCUCCGCACCCUCAGCCCCCACAGAGCCGCUCUCCACCAAGGCCAAGGACCCAGACACAGAGCUGGCCUGCUCCAUGCAGUACGAUGACCAGGAGCUGGAGCAGCUCAACCGCAUGGUCCACAGGGCAGGGGACGAGAUGUCGUCCCUCCUGUCUCCGCCUAGUGCCUGCCAGUCCCCUGCUCACAGGCCAGGGGCCGAGGGCAGCCCCCGCGGGGAGGUCUCUCCUGCCAGGGUGCGGCUAGAGCAGGGGAGUGACGAGGAGAGGGUGUUCUUCAUGGAUGACGUGGAGGGGACGGGAGAGGCCCCCGGCAGGCCAGAGGCACCGGGCAGCCCCUUCAGGUGGGCGGGUAGCACCUGUGUCCAUCCCCAGGAGAGAGGGCAGGCUGAGGAGAGCAGAGAGGUGGGGCCCAGUGAGCCUCCGGCAGAAGAGGAUGAGGACUCACGCAACAACAACAUUGAAGAUGACAAGAUGCGGGUGGUGAACCUCUUGGGCACCAACUCCUGCAGCUGCCUGGAUGCUCAGCUGUCACUGGAUGGUUGGGAGGCCAGCGCCGAUGACGCCGAGACAGCCGAGAUGAUCGCCCACCGGACAGGGGGCAUGAAGCUCUCGGCCACGGUCAUCUUCAACCCUAAGUCACCGACGUCCUCGGACUUGGCUGUCACUGCCCCAAAAGCUCCAGGCAGAGGGGUUUCCCCACCAGACCCCACUGUGCUGAAGGUGGACACUGAGCCCCACACACUCACCCCGGCCGCCACCAACUGCCUCAUUAACUCCUGUGUGUGCUGUGGGAGCUGUGGGGACAGCAGGGAUGAGGCUGUCGAGAGCUUACAGAAGUGCAGCCCUGGGAAUGUCAUCAGCGCCUCUCAUACAGGCUUGGCCAAGGCCAGCGACAAGGGUCCUGGGGAGAGACUGGAGAAGGGCCUGCCUGCCCCGGAGGAGCUGCCUGUGGGCGCCAUGGCCCCUCUGCCCCCAGAAGACGUCCCUGAUGGGCAGGAGCCCAAAGUCUCUUCUUCCUCCCAGGGCCUGGCACACACAGUGGGUUCCCAGGUGGACCCAGGAGGUGGAUUGCCAGGUGAGGGUGAUGUCGGAGGUCAGCAGGAGGGCGAGGGCAGGACACAGGACACUGGGAAGGAGGCCAUGAAAGAGAGUCAGCUAGAGCCAACGGCCCAGCAGGAAGCCCGGUGCCAGCCGGGCUCCAGCGACUCCACAGCAGCUUCCUGCUCCUCAGACAAGGCUCCCGAGGCAGCCCCCACGGCCCCACAUGAUGCCCCUGUGGCCAUGAGGGAAAAGAUCCGGUCCCGGUUCCACAGCAGCCACGACCUGAUCCACCGCCUCUUCGUCUGUAUAUCAGGUGUGGCAGACCAGCUGCAGACAAACUAUGCAAGCGACCUGAGAAGUAUCCUCAAGACCCUGUUUGAAGUCAUGGCUACAAAGCCGGAAACAGAUGACAAGGAGAAGCUGAAGAAGGUCACCCAGACGCUGCGGAGCGCAGCCCUGGAGGACUGCGCCCUGUGCCAGGAGACCCUAUCGUCCUCCGAGCUCGCAGCCAAGGCCCAGGAUGGGGACUUCGAAGACCCUCCCGAGUGGGUGCCGGACGAGGCCUGUGGCUUGUGCACUGCCUGCAAAGCACCCUUCACCGUCAUUCGCCGGAAGCACCACUGCCGGAGUUGUGGGAAGAUCUUCUGCUCCCGCUGCUCCUCGCACUCAGCGCCGCUGCCACGCUACGGGCAGAUGAAGCCAGUCCGUGUGUGCACACACUGCUACAUGUUCCACGUCACACCCUUCUACAGCGACAAGGCGGGCGUCUGACACGGCACCUGGGCUCAUCCCCAAAUCCACCAUGGGCAGCAAUGACUUGAAUUCCCGGGAAGAAGGCCGGGGUCCCCACCGUGGCCCCUGCUGUGGCCCCCACUGUGGCUGCCCGCCUCCUCCCUCCCCAGGCCAUGCCACGGAGGGUUUUCAUCGCAUUUCAUCUGCUGCGGCUGUUGCUGCUGCUGAAGGGGCCACAGGGCCGCUUUGGCUUCCACAACUUCCAGAGCCACUGUCCCAUCCACCCUGAGUCAGGCCAGGGCCCACAGGUGGCCAAUGAGGGCAGCCUGGGUACCUAGUGGCUGCCAUGGGCAGAAUGUCUGCUCGGCUGAGGGUCAGGGGUCUCCUGCCUGCCCACCUGCCCCUACCUGCUGAGCUCUGCUACUACUGCCUCGGGGUUCAGCCAUAGUAAUACCUGGGGGCCGCCCUCACUUGACCCUGGGUAUUGGGGCGGUCACUGGCUAAGCUCCAGGCAGCCCCAACCCCAGCCCAGGCACCAGGGGGCCAAAUCUCGGGGCAGGUGGCGGAUAGGAAGAUAAUGUGGCCCUUGAGGACAGCAUCACAGCAGGGCUUCUCCCAGGGCUUUGCUAAGGGCUGGCCCUUUCUCCCUGAGGGCCCGCAGCUACCACACCUCAUUCCCCUCUGCCACCACCCCCUCCACGGCCCUGCCUCAGGACCUUGGCUAAAACAACGCGUCUCAUUUCUUCUCGGAGGGGAAAAUGCAGAGAGUGGGCCCUGUUAAGCAGGGUGGGCCCUAGAAGCGUCUGCUGGCUGUCCUAUACCUGCUGACCGGAAGAGGGGCCAGGCCACGUCCCCCACAGCAGGGAGGCCCCAGGAAGAGGAUCCUGGGGGUUCUCAGGCGGGGUGUACUGGGCAGCCGAGGAUCACCAGGGCCACUUACGUGGCUGCUACCGCCCCUCUUCUUCUGCAUCCCUUCGUGCUCUGGACCCUCCUCAGACACUGGCGUGGCCGGGCCAGGCACUGACAGCCCCAGCACGGACUCCUCCUCAGGCUUAAAUCUCAGGCUUCAUGUUGCAAGGACGACUGCAGUUUUAUUUUUAGAGAGAUGACACACCUGAUGCUUCUUUUAUAGGAUAAAAAUCCAGUCACACCUUAACAGUGGGAUAAGUGCACCCAAAGAUGGCUUCUGUGGAAAAAAAGUAUAUGAUGGAGUGAAUAUUAUUAUGUAUUUGAGAUUAUUUUUAUUUUCUAAAUGCUGUAAUUUGGAGCCAUUUCCAUAAAUCUA